Molecule: messenger RNA, 5061 nt
Organism: Closterium sp. NIES-65
Lineage: Eukaryota; Viridiplantae; Streptophyta; Zygnematophyceae; Desmidiales; Closteriaceae
Source: the annotation of a GenBank genome assembly
AUGCGCGUGACGUUAUUCACAUGGCAUUGCGCGUGUGACAUCGUGCGCGUGGCAUUGCGCGCUUGUGCGCGCAACAUGAAGCGUGCAGUGUGGCUAGUGGAGGCAGAGGAACCGCCGUCCGACGCCCCUGAGAAGCAGCAGCUGGGUGCACGUGCACAACCGUGCGUCGCCCAUGCCCCCAUGGUACGACGAACCAUGACAAUGGACGAGGCAGUGCGCCUGGCAGAAGCAGAGGAGGCUGUCAUUCGCAAGAUGCUGCAGCCACUCAAGACCCUUGCACACAGCCGCCAGGUGCGAGCAGUGAUGCAUCUGGAGUGCAGCAGCGACCAUGAGAAGGCCCUGUGUGUGCGAGCAGUGAUGCAUCUGGAGCGCAGCAGCGACCAUGAGAAGGCCCUGUGUGACGCAGUCAAGCGGUUCUCCGCCUCCAGGGUCUACAUCGGGGUCAGAAAGAAGUUCCUGUGGUCGAACUCCCUCAGCAGCGCGCCGACAGCCUACUACGAGACGAAUCUCCCCGACGGCUGUGUGCUGGUGGUGGCGCAGGGGUCGCGGCGGGUGGCAGAGAUCCCCGUGCAUCCCAAAGGGCCCCUCCGCAGCCGCACCCUCAGCCGCUCCAAACGCUCCCAGGCUGGCUUUGAUCCGCCGCUCACGCCCACAGGCACUGCACCUGGUGCUGGUGCUGGUGCUGCUGCUGGUGGUGGUGUGGUAGGGGGGGGGGGGUUUCCUCGCUCGGCAUCGUCGAAUGCUGCUUUGGAGGCGGGAAGCAGGGGUGGAGAGCGGUGGUCUGAUGCUGGUAGCAGCGCUCGUGCUGGUGCUGGUGCUGGUGCUGGUGCUGGUGCUGGUGCUGGUGCUGGUACUGGCACUGUUGCUGGCGUGGGUGCUGUGAUUGGUGGUGGUGUUGGGAGCAGCAGUGGUGGGCGGGGCGGGGUUGGCAGCAGAGGAGAGGGAGAGAGGAGGCGGGGGGAGAGAGAGGAGGUCCAGGCAGGAGAGCGAGAAAGCAGACCCCUGGCGGGCAGACUCAGGGUGAUUGUGCCGUCUACUAGAGAGGUGGACGGAUGGGGGGUACAAAUUCAGGGAGAGCAGACUCAGGUGGAGCAGCGACAGGGGGAGCAGCGACAGGGGGGGCAGCGACAGGGGGAGGAGAGUCAGGGGGGACUAGGGCUGGAGGCUGGGUCGGGGGAUGAGGAUGAUGAUGCACUGGCAGAGCUAGGAGAAGAAUGGAUCAGAAGCAGGAGGAGAGAGGCGCCAACGUCAGGUAGAACGCCAGGUGCUGCAUCAGGUGCUGCAUCCGAUGCUGCAUCAGGUGCGGCAUCAGGAGCAGUGGAUUCAAAGCGAGCAGGGCGCCAUCAGCGGAGCCACUCCAUGCACCUGCUGUCACCGCACCCCACAGCUCUCUUCUCCCCCUCACUCCCUCCCUCUCACCCCCGCCGCCUGUCCAUAUCAGACGCCCUAGAAGCAGAGGGCAGUGUGGGCCAAAAACGGGGCCCGGGGCGAGAGAGGAAGGUUAAACUGGAGGUCGAGGAGGUGGAUGAGGAGGAGGAGGAGGAAGAGGAGGAGGAGGAGGAGGAGGAGGGAGUGAUGGGACCCCAUGGUGGUAGGAGGAACCUUCCCAGUGAAUACCAUGACCAUGCCAGCCAGUUCGGCCCGUUGAGUGUGCGCGGCAACCCCACCACCCCACGCCUCUUCUCCCCAGAUGACUGGACAUUCCCUCUAAAUGAUGAUGCUUCUGAUGCCUCUGGUGCUUCUGGUGCCUCUGGUGCUACUUGGCCGUCCAGUGCUGCUGGUGCAUCUGGUACAUCAGCCCCCACGACUCCCAAGGGAGCGAGCAGAAACCCCAAGGGCGAGGGCAUGGCAGGGAGAGGCACAGGGAGAGCCGUUGGGAUGGUAGAAUCUGGAGGGAUUGCGAGGCAUGAUAGUGGGAGUGGGCGUGGGCGUGGGAGUGGGAACCGGGAUGGGAGUGGGAAUGCUGGUGGGGAGAAGAAGGAGGAAAGGCCAGGAGUACGCAUAGGAGCAGGUGCAGGAGCAGGUGCAGGAGCAGGUGCAGGAGCAGGAGCAGGUGCAGGUGCAGGUGCAGGUGCAGGUGCAGCUGCAGGUGCAGGAGCAGCGACAGGCACCGGCACAGGAGCAGGGGGGAGCGGGCAGGAGGCCAGGCGGGGGGCUUGGCGCAGCCGGUUUCGCAGUGCGAGUGUGAGCGAGGUGCCUCUCUCGCCCUCCCAGCUGCUCUCCCCCUCUGGCCUGCUCUCCCCCGAGCGCCCCUUCUCUGCUAUCUCCGCCUGGGAUGCCCUUCCUGUGCGCAUCGGGGGCAGUGCUGUGGAGACAGGGGGGAGGGUGAUGGAGGGCGAGGUGCUAAAGUCGCCGCGCAUGGGGGGCAGUGCUGUGGAGACAGGGGGGAGGGUGAUGGUUGAGUCGAUGCACAAGUCGGCUCGUGUAGGGGGCAGUGGCGCUGGUGCUGGUGGUGAUGGUGCUGCUGGUGCUGGUACUGCUGGUGCUGGUGCUGCUGGUGCUGGUGCUGCUGCUGCUGCUGCUGCUGCUGCUGCUGCUGCUGCUGCUGGUACUCACGGGGAUGCUGACGAGGAUGAGGAUGAGGAUGACGUGUUUGAACAGCUGAUGCGGCGCCAGCUGGACACAGUGUGCAGCAAGAACGACACCAACACAGGAUGGCAGGUGCAGCUGCUGCACAAUCACAGUGGCAGUAUGCAUGGUGAUGGUGAUAAAAUCAACAGUGCUAUAAUAAACGGUCAUAAUGCUACCCCCGGCAGCAGCAGUGCUCACCUGUCUCACCAGAUCUUCAACACCACACCUGCAGCCUCGGCAGCCACAGCCUCGGUGGCAGCCACAGGGCUAGGGCUGGGCAGAGCAGCAGCUAGAAUGCUCUUUCCCAAGUCUUCCAGUGGCGGCAGCCGCACGGGGCAAGAGGACACCACUCCCCAAAGCCCCCUGGCGUCCCCUCCCCCGUCGGAUCCUGAGGUUCAGCAAUCUGUUUCAGAGAGGCCUAAAAAGUCGUCCCAUCAGCAGCCUCUGCUGCUGGAUGGAUCAGCGAAAGCGGCAGUCGCAAGCCAAUCUGCCAGGCACCCCGUCCCUCCUCGCUCUCCCUCUCGCCGCACCCCUCCUCCGCUCGUCCCCUCUACUGCUUCUGCUGCUGCUAACACGUCUCCACCCCGCUCUGCUCGAAGAAAUGCUGCUGUUCCCGCCUUCCCUCGAUCUGCUAGACAGGCGCCAGCAGGGAGAGGUUCGCUUGUCCGCAAAGCGGUGAAGGCAGCAGGAGCCGCAGGAGCAGCAAAAGCAAGAGACGCAGCGGGAGCAGCAAGAGCAACACGAGCAGCAGGAGCAGAGAAAGGCAGAGGUGGGGAGACGGAGCACACAGCAUGGGCAAACGGCGCAGCAGCAGAGGAGUUUGAUUUCGGUGUGCCAGCAGAGACGGCAGGUGAGGUUGAAAGGCGCGAGUCUGUGGACCUGGCUAUGGGUGGCAAGCCAAUGCCCAGGGGUGGUGGCAGUGGCGGUGAUAGCGGUGGUGGUGGUGGUGGUGGUGGUGGUGGUUCAAGGCUCAAUCAGGGCAGCAACAAUGGCACCAUGCUGAGCUCAGGUACAGAUGAUGCAGCACGGGCAGCAGCAGCAGCAGCAGCAGCAGCAGCAGCAGGAGCAGGAGAAGCAGGAGGAGAAGAAGCCCAAAGUCCCGAGGAUCUAUCAGCGUCCAGCAUCCCUCACCACCUAUCGUCUCUUGUUCCCUGUCGGGUGUUCACUCUGCAGCAGCUAGCAGCAGCAACUGACGGCUUCAAUCCCUCUCGCCUGCUGGGCCGCAGCAGUGGGGGCAGCGCAGGGGGAAGUGUGUACCGAGGGGAGCUGCUGGGGCGCCCUGUGGCGAUCAAGCGGCUGCAGGGCCCGGGAAUUAGCCACAGGAGUCCGGGACCCUACUCCACGUCAGCUGCCACGUCAGCUGCCUCGUCAGCGGCCACGUCAGCAGAGGCUGAGGCGUUUUGGAGGGAGGUGGGGGUGCUGGCGAGUGUGCGGCACGCGCACGUGGUGGGCAUGGUGGGGUGCUGCCCUGAGGACUUCUCCCUUGUGUAUGAACUCAUGGUGGGAGGGUCUCUCUGGGACCGCCUACACCCACAGCUGCAGCAGCAGCUGCAGCAGAAAAGGCAACAGAAACAGCAGCAGCAAGAGCAUGAACAAGGGGCAGCCACCACCCCGCCUCCCUCCCCUCUCCCCGCUCCCCUCCCAUGGCACCAUCGCCUGUGCAUCGCCUCUGAAAUCGCCUCUGCGCUCCUCUUCCUACACUGCCACAGCCCCCCUAUCCUCCACUCCGACCUCAAACCCCAAAACAUCCUUCUCGACAGCCAUGGCGCCAGCAAACUUGCUGAUACAGGCCUGGCGGGGCUCAGUUUCUUCGGCUUGCUUCCGCAGAAUCACCUCGAGGUCACGUUCAAGGUGCAGGGGACGUUUGGGUUUUUCGAUCCGGAUGUUGUGGUUACCACCGGGGAGGUUACGGCAGCGAGUGAUGUGUAUGCUCUGGGCGUGGUGCUGCUGCUGCUGCUCACCGGGAUCGAAGAUGUGAAAGAGCGCCUUGACAAGCGGGCGGGCAGCUGGCCGAGAGAUUUGGCUGCCCGGGCUCUGCGAGUGGCGCUGCAGUGUGUGGAACGGCGCGGCGUGGAUCGGCCAGACCUGCAGACAGUGGUGCACCCGACCCUGGCUGCCAUUGCUAAAGAGGUGCGGGAGGUGCAGGCGCGGGAGGUGCAGGCUCGGGAGGAGGUGAAAAAGGGGGAGGGACUGCGGGAUCAGGAAGAAGAGGUGAAGCAGAGGCGGGAGGUGCAGGCAGGGCAGGAGUUGCAGCUAGAGAGUCGCUUCAUCUGCCCUCUCUCCCAUCAACGGCUGCACGAUCCUGUGGUGGCAGCAGGCGGGGUGACGUAUGAGGCGGCAAGUGAUAGAGGCGUGCAACGGCUGCACGAUCCUGUGGUGGCAGCAGGCAGGGUGACGUAUGAGGUGGCAAGUGAUAGAGGCGUGCAACAGCAACGGCUGCACGAUCCUGUGGUGGCAGCAGGCGGGGUGACGUAUGAGGGCGGCAAGUGA